AUCAAACACGAUCUCCCUUUCGGUUAAGCAGGAUGCACUUUUUCGAGACACCGCGCAACAUACAAGGACAAAGCCUUGUGAAUAACAUUAUCUAAUUUACGCUAUAAGUUGCCUUUCUGCAACAAUGUCGGCCGCGCUACUCCGAACGGACAAUGCCCUUCUUCCGCGUUGCGCGACACCAAGCUGCAGGAGGCGUGUGCCCUUCGUAAGCUGUUCAGCAUCCUACACAAGGAGCAGUUUCAUGCAGGCUCCGCGGAUAUGUCCAGCUCGCAGCACGGCCCGCUCCGUCCGCGGCGCCGUGCGAGUCUUGGCUUUCCACUCUGAGAUAUCAGGGGAGGCUUACGUUUGCUUGGGUUUGGCACAAUGCUUUGCAAAGAUUGAUGGAAGCCUGGCGCCAGUUCUCGUUAUUGAGCCGAUGUCUGCCUCGUCGCUGGAAUGCCUUGCAAACGGAGCCCGCACCUCCUAUAAAAUGGUCACAGGCGUCAGCUUUGGCGAAGCAUUCCAACGCCACAUCGAUGCGCUGCCCGAGGCUUUCAGGGAUGCCCACUUCUGUGAGAACUUCGAGUUCCGCUGUGAGGCAGCUGCGCGCACCUGGCAGCGGCCGCACGCGCAGGACAACCUCAUGGACAUCGUGCCCCUGGGCAAGGUCCGCAGCAACUUCAACUUCAGUCUGGAGGACAAGCGAGUGCUGAACAUGGAGAAUGUGGUGAACGAUGCAGACAAUGUGAAACAGGACAUGAGCAUCGACGUGUACGGACGCAAGAAGGCGUCGGACGCGGCAGCUAAGCAGGCCGCCGUCACUGCCGCCAAGGCCGCUGAGGAGGCGGAGGCCGCUAAGAAGCAGCAGGAGGAGGACGACCUGGAUGCCCUGCUGCUGGCUUGAGGGGGGCGGGGGAAAGAAAAAAGAGAGGGAGGGGAAGGUCUGCUGACAAGGGUAGGGGGGGGAAGGAUGGGGUGGCAGGAAGACUCGAUUAAGGAAUGCCUUGGGUCUGUUUGGUGGCUAGGUGGUUGGGAAGAGCGGGGGACAUGUAUGUAUCUGUAUCAUGGUGGGUGGGGGGCAGGAGUUACCGGUACUCCCCUCGAGGGGAGAGUUACCAAGUGCCAAGCUGUGGAGUGCAACACUGCGCAAGUACACCUGUGCGAGGUCAUAGCUGCUGCUUGAAUCGCAGCGGCUGACGUCUCUAUGUUUUACCAUGGUUUUUUUGCGAGUGAUGUACCGUACGUUGUCCACAGCGUGAUCCUCAUUGUUUCUUAUAGCCUGCAUGUUGUUAAGAAGGGGCGGGUCCCAAGACUGAGGCCCCGACCUGCUCCAAUCGGCUGCAACGCUGCUGCUGUCGGGCUCUAUGCUACAACGGGUGUGUUAGUCCCGGCAAUACCUAGCUGAUGCUGGGCUUUCCGCUUUCAGCCCAUCAUGCACACAGCACACGUAGAACCAGGGGGGGGGGGGCGGAGAGCCCCGAUGGGAGGGUGUCCAUCAGGGAGAAGGGUGCUUGCAGGGUGUCCCCGUGCAGGGCAGUCGGCAUUCGGCUGCACCUGCCUCAGCGGGGUGUGGUGCUCCUGCUCCCCAGCAGCUGUUGUUACGGUGCUGCCGUCCUGCAGUGCAGUGUUAUGUUGCGUUUUCAGGUUUGCACAUUACCGGUGGCACUCCUCUACUGUGUUGGGAGCUGGCGCAUGGUGGCUGCAUGUUUUGCGUGACUGUGUUCCAGAGGGUACGGGGGCUCAACUGGGGGGCUGA
Messenger RNA from Astrephomene gubernaculifera, 1735 nucleotides. The record is from the annotation of a GenBank genome assembly. Lineage: Eukaryota; Viridiplantae; Chlorophyta; Chlorophyceae; Chlamydomonadales; Astrephomenaceae.